Messenger RNA from Cantharellus anzutake, 1419 nucleotides. RefSeq names its product putative MFS transporter. Gene Ontology annotation, biological process: transmembrane transport. NCBI's taxonomy places the organism in Eukaryota, Fungi, Basidiomycota, Agaricomycetes, Cantharellales, Hydnaceae. Gene Ontology annotation, cellular component: membrane. The transcript is spliced from 14 exons. Gene Ontology annotation, molecular function: transmembrane transporter activity. The record is from RefSeq and is a predicted model, not a curated record. Bases 1 to 1419 code for a protein of 472 amino acids.
AUGACGCCGCUGCAGGUGUUAGGCUCUGACGCUGCCUAUGAAGUUGCGGACUGGUUGCACGGCGGUGACUUUGAAAAGGAAAUUGUUCGCAAAUUGGAUAUGCACAUCAUCCCAAUGGUGACGAUACUGCACUUGCUCGCAUUCCUGGACCGAGUAAAUAUUGGGAAUGCACGUUUGUAUGGAUUAGAGAAGGAUCUCCAUUUGAACGGGAAUAAGUUCCAGGUCUCUGUCUCUGUGGUCUUCGUCACUUAUUUAUUAUUCGAGAUACCCUCGAACUUAGUGCUGAAAAAGUUCACGCCAUCUCGCUACAUCGCAGCCCUUGCUGUCAUAUGGUCCAUCGUCGCAAGCAUGACUGGUUUGGUGCAUACGUAUGGGCAAUUGAUAGCUUGUCGUGUUCUUUUGGGUAUGUUCGAGGCAGGUCUAUUUCCUGGGCUGCUGGUGUAUCUUAUGAUGUUCUACACGAAGCAGCAGCUUGCGCUUCGUAUUGGAUCUCUGUCCGUUUCCGCCGCACUUGCUGGGGCAUGUGGAGGACUUCUUGCAUAUGGGAUCGGGUUUAUGGACGGUAUCAACGGCAUGAGAGGAUGGCGAUGGAUCAUGAUUAUGGAGGGUCUACCCACAUUCUUUGCUGGCGUUCUCGCCUUCUUCGUUCUGGCGGAUCACCCCUCUCGAGCAUGGUAUCUCACUGCGGAAGAAAAAGAGUUUCUCCGUUUGAGGAGGCUGAGAGAGCAAGGUGAAAGUGAGAAUGCACAGAAAUUCCACUGGAGUGAUGUGCGGAAAGGUUUAACCAGCUGGAGGGUAUUGAUGUUUGCCUUGGGCCAGUUUGGCUGUGACACUAUGCUUUAUGGGUAUAGUAUAUUCCUGCCGACGAUCAUUAAGGAGAUUGGGUCCUGGAGCACCCCGACCGUUCAAGCGGGCGCUGUUACAUAUCUCGUUGCCGCACAUUUUUCCGAUAAAACUCACAGACGCGGAGUAUUUGCUGUUGCCUUUGGAAGUAUCUCGGUCAUCGGCUACAUCAUUCUCCUCGCCAGCACUAGCGUUAGUGCAAGAUAUAUUGCUUGCUUCCUUGUGGCCACGGGUUUAUACGUCGUGGUCGGUAUCCCCCUCAGUUGGUUGUCGACCAAUUCGCCGAGAUACGGAAAGCGUGCUGCUGGGAGUGGGCUCCAGUUGACUGUUGGCAAUAGUUCGGGUGUAGUGGUGCCGUUCAUUUAUACACACGGGCCAAGAUUUGUCAAGGGGCAUACCAUCUCACUGGCCAUGGUGAGCAUGAGCACCGCAUUAUACGCCAUCCUUUGGUAUUCAUAUACUAGAGCAAAUGCAACACGAGCACGCGGAGAGGAGGAUUGGAAGUUGGAUGGCAAGACGGACGAAGAAGUCGAAGAGAUGGGUGACGAAUCACCCAGGUUCGUUUAUUGGACGUGA